This is a messenger RNA of Schistocerca gregaria, 956 nucleotides long. RefSeq lists its product as uncharacterized. The transcript has 5 exons. The record is from RefSeq and is a predicted model, not a curated record. The coding region runs from base 277 to 783 and encodes 168 amino acids. NCBI's taxonomy places the organism in Eukaryota, Metazoa, Arthropoda, Insecta, Orthoptera, Acrididae.
AGGUGUGUGGAACGAGUCUGUUUACUUCUUCUACUAGCCAACCAGGGGAGGGCUACGGCGCGUCUGAUUCUGUCAACAUGUGCUCCAUACUUGCUGCCUACAUAUUAGGAUAUGAUAUCAAAGUUGGGGUCGGCGGGAUGGGUGCCGUAAGUAAUUUCUAGUGAUUUAAGUUUGACUGCACAAUCAAAGUCAAGCGAAUGUGUCAGUUAGUUUAUUGGCAGACACGCCCAGUCACUGCAUGCUUCUGCAGUCACUAGUUCGUGCUUUUAGUAGUAAAUGCAGUUCGCAAGACGGAGGUUUGUUCCUUUCCGUUGGUGUUGGCGCUGUGAGAUGACCUCAGUCCUAGUGGCCAUCGAGAUGCUGGAGAAGAUGCUGGAUGACAAUGGCUUCAUCUGGUCGCCUCUUAGAUUAAUUGGGCCUCAACCCUGGGUACCGAUAUUCAACAUUUCCAGUCGUUUCGUCGCCAUCCAGGUACUAAUAUUUGCAAUGUUGUUUUGUGCAUCGAAUGUACUGCUUAUCUUCGCUGCCGUAAGGUCCAAUCGCUUGUUGGGAAUUCCCUUUCUCGCCAUUUACCCUUGCAAGAUCGUUUACUCAAUGGUGGUGUACUCUGCUCUCUACUCACCAAUGUACACGCACCUAGAUGCAGUCGUAACCUUUACGGAUGUCGGUGUCGACAUCAUGAUCUACGUGGCGGUGGCAAUGAGCCUGAGUAAGUGGGUCCAGCGGAGGUACCCCACGCCAGACUCCGGCGAGCGGGAGCCCAUCCUUACUGAACCGGCCUGAAAGAGUUCCUUGCUACAGGGCCAUCUGUAAACUACAUUUCUCAGCUUGAUACUGGUUGUACAGCGGAAAUACAGUGACUGUAAUUUGUUGUAACAGUUGUACAAAAGUGCAGUGUACAACUGAUAUCUUUUCUGUAACGAUUCGAAAUACAGAGCGCUUAGUAGAUUGCAAAA